Messenger RNA from Perca flavescens (yellow perch), 3429 nucleotides. RefSeq names its product NLR family CARD domain-containing protein 3. The coding region runs from base 1 to 3315 and encodes 1104 amino acids. The record is from RefSeq and is a predicted model, not a curated record. The transcript has 11 exons. Lineage: Eukaryota; Metazoa; Chordata; Actinopteri; Perciformes; Percidae. Gene Ontology annotation, molecular function: protein binding.
AUGAAGCUGAAACAGGUUUGUGGUUUUGCUGUCAGAGACAAAGGUUUCAGUCGACACAAACGACAGGAUGUCUCGGUGUCCCAGAGGUCUUCCAGGUCCAGCUGCAGCGUGAGAAACCCUCCAAUCGGAGCAGUCCAGUACAUAAAAGGCUGGGUUCAUUGUGAGGACAGAGGAACCACUCUGAGUGGGGAACAGGACCGCCAGACCAAAGCUCAGAGGAUCCAUCAGAGACCAGACACUCCUGAACCAGAACCCAGCUGUGUAUCCAUGAAGAGUGACCGGUCUAAGGAUUGGCCUGUAGCCUUCAAAGAUGGACGUCACUCUGUUGAUCAAAGAGUGGACCAGGAGAGCUCAGAGGUUCCCAGUGGCCUGUCUGCCCAGCAGCAUCAAACACACCUGGACUCCACAUUUAUGCUGCUGGAGGAGAACAUCGUCACUUUUGUGAAGAACGAGUUGAAGAAGAUCCAGAAGGUUCUGAGUACAGAUUACCCAGAACGCUUAGAGAGUCAGAGGAAGGAUGAGGAUGAAGAGCAGAGGAACAGCAGAGAGGCAUUUCUGAAGAUCACACUGCACUUCCUGAGGAGAAUGAAGCAGGAGGAGCUGGCUGACCGUCUGCAGAGCAGAAGUCGUUCUGGAGUUUGUAAGCAGAAACUUAAAUCUAACCUAAACAAGAAGUUCCAGUCUGUGUUUGAGGGAAUUGCUGAAGCAGGAAACCCAACCCUUCUGAAUCAAAUGUUCACAGAGAUCCACAUCACAAAGGGAGAGACUGCAGAGGUCAAUGAUGAACAUGAGGUCAGACAGAUUGAAACAGCAUCCAGGAAACCAGACAGACCAGAAACAAGAAUCAGACAAGAAGACAUCUUUAAAGCCCCACCUGGAAGAGAUGAACCAAUCAGAACAGUGAUGACGAAGGGAGUGGCUGGCAUCGGGAAAACAGUCUUAACACAGAAGUUCACUCUUGACUGGGCUGAAGACAAAGCCAACCAGGACAUUCUGUUCAUAUUUCCAUUUACUUUCAGAGAGCUGAAUGUGCUGAAAGAGAGAAAGUACAGCUUGGUGGAACUUGUUGAUUACUUCUUUAGUGAAACCAAAGAAGCAGGAAUCUGCAGGUUUGAAGAGUUCCCGGUUGUCUUCAUCUUUGACGGUCUGGAUGAGUGUCGACUUCCUCUGGACUUCAACAACACUGAGAUCCUGACCGAUGUUACAGAGUCCAACUCAGUGGGUGCGCUGCUGACAAACCUCAUCAGGGGGAAACUGCUUCCCUCUGCUCGCCUCUGGAUAACCACACGACCUGCUGCAGCCAAUCAGAUCCCUCCUGGGUGUGUUGACAUGGUGACAGAGGUCAGAGGGUUCACUGACCCACAGAAGGAGGAGUACUUCAGGAAGCGAUUCAGAGAUGAGGAGCAGGCCAGCAGAAUCAUCUCCCACAUUAAGACAUCACAAAGCCUCCACAACAUGUGCCACAUCCCAGUCUUCUGCUGGAUCACUGCUACAGUUCUGGAGGAUAUGUUGAAGACCAGAGAGGGAGGAGAGCUGCCCAAGACCCUGACUGAGAUGUACAUCCACUUCCUGGUGGUUCAGUCCAAACUGAAAAACGUCAAGUAUGACGGAGGAGCUGAGACAGAUCCACACUGGAGUCCAGAGACCAGGAAGAUGAUCAAGUCUCUGGGAAAACUGGCUUUUGAGCAGCUGCAGAAAGGCAACCUGAUCUUCUAUGAAUCAGACCUGACAGAGUGUGGCAUCGAUAUCAGAGCAGCCUCAGUGUACUCAGGAGUGUUCACACAGAUCUUUAAAGAGGAGAGAGGACUGUACCAGGACAAGGUGUUCUGCUUUAUCCAUCUGAGUGUUCAGGAGUUUCUGGCUGCUCUUCAUGUCCAUCUGACCUUCAUCAACUCUGGAGUAAAUCUGCUGGCAGAAGAACAAACAACAUCAACAGGUUUCUACCAGAGUGCUGUGGACAAAUCCUUACAGAGUCCAAAUGGACACCUGGAUUUGUUCCUCCGCUUCCUCCUGGGUCUUUCACUGCAGACCAAUCAGAGUCUCCUACGAGGUCUGCUGACACAGACAGGAAGUAGCUCAGAGACCAAUCAGAAGACAGCAAUGUACAUCAAGAAGAAGAUCAGUGAGAAUCUUUCUGCAGAGAAAAGCAUCAAUCUGUUCCACUGUCUGAAUGAACUGAAUGAUCGAUCUCUAGUAGAGGAGAUCCAACAGUCACUGAGUUCAAGAAGUCUCUCCACAGAGAAACUGUCUCCUGCUCAGUGGUCAGCUCUGGUCUUCAUCUUACUGUCAUCAGAAAAAGAUCUGGACGUGUUUGACCUGAAGAAAUACAUUGCAUCAGAGGAGGCUCUUCUGAGGCUGCUGCCAGUGGUCAAAGCCUCCAACAAAGCUCUACUGAGUGGCUGUAACCUGUUAGAGAGAAGCUGUGAACAUCUGUCCACAGUUCUCAGCUCCCAGUCCUCUAGUCUGAGAGAGCUGGACCUGAGUAACAACGUCCUGCAGGAUUCAGGAGUGAAGCUGAUCUCUGUUGGACUGAAGAGUCCACACUGCACACUGGAGACUCUCAGGCUGAGUGGCUGUAACUUGUCCGAGAGAAGCUGUGAACCUCUGUCCUCAGUUCUCAGCUCCCAGUCCUCUAGUCUGAGAGAGCUGGACCUGAGUAACAACGACCUGCAGGAUUCAGGAGGGAAGCUGAUCUCUGUUGGACUGAAGAGUCCAUACUGCACACUGGAGACUCUCAGGGUGGAGCCUGCUGGAGUCAGAUGGUUGACACCAGGUCUGAGGAAGUAUUCCUGUGAACUCACACUCGACACAAACACAGUGAACAAAGAACUCCAACUGUCUGACAACAACAGGAAGGUCACAUGUGUGAAGGAGGAUCAGUCAUAUCCUGAUCAUCCAGAGAGGUUUGACUACUAUCCUCAGCUGCUGUGUAGAGAUGUUCUGACUAGGCGCUGUUACUGGGAGGUCGAGAGGAGAGGAGAGGUUGAUAUAUCAGUGAGCUACAGACGAAUCAGGAGUAGAGGAGACAGUGAAGGCUGUAUGUUUGGAUGUAAUGAUAAGUCCUGGAGUCUGAGAUGCUCUGAUGAUGGUUACUCUGUAUGGCACAAUAACAUAAAAACAUCCAUCUCCUCCUCCUCUGUCUCUGGUAGAGUAGCAGUGUAUGUGGACUGUCCUGCUGGCUCUCUGUCCUUCUACACAGUCUCCUCCGACUCACUGAUCCACCUCUACACCUUCAACACCACAUUCACUCAACCUCUUUAUCCUGGGUUUGGGCUCUGGUCUCCUGGUUCCUCAGUGUCUCUGUGUCCUCUGUAGGACGGAGAGUCUCCUCCCGUUUCUCACUGCUGAUCAGUUGAGUCUGUACAGGAUCACACUUACAGAAAUAUGUCAGGUUAUUGUUAUAAACUAAUGAAUGAACUUUGUAUAAAU